AAAAUGUUUUUGAUUCGGCGACUGCAUCUUAUCUUACCGUAUAAAUGAAAUCUCUUUUUGAUCGAGAUCGAGUGCGGUACCUCCUCUUCUUUCCUUUCUAUUGAUUCUCGGUGAAUUAAAAUUCCCGGCCCUUUCGUCCCACCCAAAUCUCCUCCUCGUCCUCCUCUCACCUCGCUCUCAAUGUCGCACCAGGGGGAGGAGAUCUCCUCCUCCUCGACUCCUCCUCCUCCCUCGUCCUCUUCUCCUCCGAGCGAUCCCACCGCCGCCUCCGUUGGGAGCCGAUCGUGCCCUAACCCUACCGAGACGCCGCUCGCGUGGCCCUCCGAUGGCUCCCUCACGCGCGAGUGGAUCGCCGGGCUCACCGCCGCCCUCGACUGGUCGUCGCGCCACCUCCGCCCCCCCGAGCUCCCCUCCGUGCUCCCCCUCCCCCUCCUCCAGCGCCUCGUCCUCGCCGCCUCCAACAUCCUCCACAAGGAGCCCAAUUGCCUCAGGAUCGACAUGGACGGCGACGACGACGCGGAGAUGCGCCGGAGCGGCGCCGCGGUGGUCGUCGUCGGCGACGUGCACGGCCAGUUCCACGACGUGAUCUUCCUGCUGGAGCACGCGGGCUUCCCGUCCGAGAACCGGAUCUUCGUGUUCAACGGCGAUUACGUGGAUCGGGGCGCGUGGGGGCUUGAGACCUUCCUCCUCCUCCUUGCUUGGAAGGUCUUUUUGCCGCACCGAGUAUUCCUUCUUCGUGGUAAUCACGAAUCCAAGUACUGCACAUCCGUAUAUGGCUUUGAGAAAGAGGUAAUGGUUAAAUACGGAGAUCAAGGCCCACAAGUUUAUCGAAAGUGUUUAAGAUGUUUUGAAGGUCUCCCCUUGGCAUCCAUUAUAGCAGGUCGUGUUUACACUGCUCAUGGAGGGCUCUUUCGAAGUGUGUCACCUACUCCUUCAUCAAAGAGAUCAAAAGGCAAGAAAGGUCGCAAGGUGAUCACGAAUGUUGAUACAAGUAUUCUUAAACUCGGUUCUUUAGAGGAGUUAUUAAAGGCAAGGCGGACAGUUCUUGACCCACCAUGGGAGGGUUCAAACUUGAUUCCUGGUGAUGUGCUCUGGUCGGACCCUUCACCAAAGCCCGGUCUGUCGCUAAAUGAAGAAAGAGGGAUUGGAUUGUUAUGGGGUCCUGAUUGCACUGAGGAGUUUCUAAAGAAAUACAAUCUUAAGCUGAUUAUCAGGUCACAUGAAGGCCCUGAUGCAAGGGAUAAACGGCAUGAUCUAGCUGGAAUGGACAAUGGCUAUACAAUAGAUCAUCAGGUGGAAUCAGGGAAGCUGAUUACCCUCUUCAGUGCUCCAGAUUAUCCCCAAUUUCAGGCAACAGAAGAGCGAUACAACAACCGUGGUGCCUAUAUUGUUUUGCAUUUUCCUGAUUUUACUACUCCUGAAUUCCAUAGUUUUGAAGCUGUAAAACCUAGGCCUAAGGUGGGAGCCUACUACAACUUUGAGGAAGUGAUUGACUCGGAUGAAGAGUUGGAUCUUCAAUCCAUGGAUAAUGGCUCGUCACUCGACGCUGUUGCUUCUACCACAGUAGAUUGAUUAUUUAAAUUAUGUGUUUCUUUGUGUAUCUUAGAAUUUGCUGUUGUAGAUUUAUACAGGCCAAGUCUGUCAUCUUCAAGUGUAGAGAAAGGAUCAAUAUGCAAGUUAUGACCAUUUUUUGCCUGCUCUCUUAGCAAUCUACUGUUCGGGCAUUUGUCUUCUUGUUUUUGUUUUUGUCGCUGUAAUUUUGGAUCCUUCAAUAGAUCAUCAAUACAGCAUCUUUUCAGCUCCAGGUUAUGGAGGAGGUUCAACUAAUAA
Molecule: messenger RNA, 1830 nt
Organism: Ananas comosus (pineapple)
Lineage: Eukaryota; Viridiplantae; Streptophyta; Magnoliopsida; Poales; Bromeliaceae
Product: serine/threonine-protein phosphatase 7
Exons: 5
Coding region: 181-1572 (463 amino acids)
Cellular component (GO): cytosol; nucleus
Molecular function (GO): protein serine/threonine phosphatase activity
Source: RefSeq, a predicted model, not a curated record